Molecule: messenger RNA, 1274 nt
Organism: Hibiscus syriacus
Lineage: Eukaryota; Viridiplantae; Streptophyta; Magnoliopsida; Malvales; Malvaceae
Product: RING-H2 finger protein ATL1-like
Exons: 1
Coding region: 206-1180 (324 amino acids)
Biological process (GO): protein ubiquitination
Molecular function (GO): transferase activity
Source: RefSeq, a predicted model, not a curated record
CCCUCGUUUAGUCCACCUGGGUGUUCUCUCUUCUCCUCUUUCUCCCCAAAUUUUCUCUGCUUUUUUCCAGACUUUCCACAAAUGUAUCAGUUCAUCAAUUUCUGAAACAAUACAAGGUUUUUUCAUUACAUAACUUUGCAUUUUUUGAUUCUUGUCAAGAUCCAACCAAAUCUUUUUGUCGCCAUUGUUUGUUUGUUUUGUUUUCAUGGAUCUUGUAAGUAAAAGCUACGCCAACACAAUCCGAGUCUCGCAACAAGCACUUUCGCCGAUCACAACACCGGGGAACUCAAUCUUGGGCUCCCAUUCACGUUCAUCUGGCACGAGUUUCCCCAUUAUAGCAAUCGCCGUCAUCGGCAUUUUAGCCACUGGUUUCUUGUUAGUCAGCUACUACAUCUUCGUCAUCAAAUGCUGCCUCAACUGGCACCGUAUCGAUCUCCUGAGGCGAUUUUCGCUGUCUCGAAGACAACCUGAAGACACUUUAACGUCUUACUCUCCGGCAGUCGAACAUGGAGGACUCGACGAAUCUGUCAUAAGAUCAAUCCCAAUAUUCCAAUUCAAGAACAAUGGUGAAAAAGGAAGCUCUUGUGAAUGCGCUGUUUGUUUGAAUGAGUUCAAAGAAGACGAGAAGCUGAGAAGAAUACCUAAUUGCAGCCAUGUUUUCCACAUUGAUUGCAUCGAUGUCUGGCUCCAAAGCAAUGCAAAUUGUCCACUGUGCAGGGAGAGUAUUUCAAGCAACACCAUCAAUGGUGGGCCGAGCUCAACUCAACAAGAUCCAAGAUCUACCAUUAAUGGUGAUGAAGAUUAUGUAGUAAUUGAAUUAGGCCAUAGUUCCAUUGAUGAGUUGUCCACCAGGUCUAGUGCUUCAGUAAGUCCACCAAUGAAGAAACAAGGAAGAAAACUACACAAAGGGACAAGCAUGGGGGAUGAAUGGAUUGACACAAGAGACAAGAACAAAGAGUUUGCAGCGAUUCAGCCAAUUAGGAGGUCAAUUUCAAUGGAUUCAUCUGCUGAUCGACAGCUGUAUUUAGCAGUUCAAGAAGCCAUGAGACAGAACAGGCAAGUCGAUGAGGUUAGCCCCAUUGAAGGUUUCAGCAGCAGAGUUGUGAGAAGAUCUUUCUUCUCUUUUGGUCAUGGCAGAGGGUCAAAAAAUGCAGUUUUACCUGUAUAUUUGGAGCCAUAAAAAUUAACCUUAGGGUUCAAACAUUGGCAUAAUUACAAAAUUAGUCCCAAUGCUUCUCUAAAUAGUCAUUUUAGCCCCUAUUCACUUUUUAGUA